AUGGAAAGGGAGGAAAUGAAGAAAAUUCCUUAUGCAUCAGUUAUGGGGAGUUUGAUGUACGCUCAAACAUGUAGAAGACUGGAUAUCAGCUUUGCUAUUGGCAUGUUAAGAAGAUACCAAAGUGAUCCAGGAUUCGAACACUGGAAAGCUGCAAAGAAGGUGAUGAGGUACUUACAAGGGAGAAAGGAUUAUAUGCUCACAUAUAAAAUAUCAGAACAAUUAGAGAUUUUCGGUUACUCGGAUUCUAAUUAUGGUGGUUGUCUCGAUAGCUUAAAGUCAACUUCAAGAUUUGUCUUUAUGCUGGCAAAUGGGGCAAUAUCAUAG
Vitis vinifera (wine grape) is the source of this 324-nucleotide messenger RNA. Its product is annotated as secreted RxLR effector protein 161-like. Bases 1 to 324 code for a protein of 107 amino acids. The record is from RefSeq and is a predicted model, not a curated record. NCBI's taxonomy places the organism in Eukaryota, Viridiplantae, Streptophyta, Magnoliopsida, Vitales, Vitaceae. The transcript has a single exon.